AUGUUUAAAGAAAUAGGAAAGGGCGGUUCAAGCAAAGUCUAUCUAGUUUCUUCACAUGCUUCAGGCGAAAUAUAUGCAUUAAAAUGGAUUGAAAUCAAAAAACGCGACGACUUUCAAAAUACAAUCAAUGAGAUCGAGUUACUGAAAUCACUAAAGGAAGAAGAGAACAUUAUUGAUUUGGUUGAUUAUUCUGCUACUCCUUCAACGAUAUUCAUGAUUAUGGAAUAUGGUGAAAUCGAUCUAGCAGCACUGAUUCAGUUACAGGCGAAAAAGGAAUGGGACAUUUUAUUUAUAAAAUAUUACUGGAAACAAAUGCUCUAUGCAGUAAAUGCAAUACACAGAAGAUUUAUUGUUCAUUCAGAUCUCAAGCCUGCUAAUUUUGUAUUGGCAAAAGGUCAGCUCAAGUUGAUCGAUUUUGGUAUAGCAAAGAGACAUGGAGAUGAUACGACAAGUAUACAUCGUGAAAUACAAAUUGGUACAAUCAACUAUAUGUCACCUGAGGCAUUAUUAGAUCUAAAUGAGGGUAACGAUGGUGGCAGUCUAAUGAAACUAGGGACAUCUAGCGACAUUUGGUCAUUAGCCUGUAUUUUAUAUCAAAUGGUUUAUGGUAGGACUCCCUUUUAUCACCUCACAAUAGCCCAAAAAGUAGCAAAUAUCCCAAAUCCGCAAUACAAGAUCAACUUUUCUAAAGAAAUUCUUUAUGGGCCAAGAAAUACGACCGUGCAGAUCCCUGAUGAACUCAUCCUACUACUAUCCCGUUGUUUAAAUCGAUCACCCAAACUUCGACCUACGAUAUCAGAACUUAUAAACCAUCCUUUUCUGACCUCGUAA
Rhizopus microsporus ATCC 52813 is the source of this 831-nucleotide messenger RNA. Its product is annotated as kinase-like protein. Bases 1 to 831 code for a protein of 276 amino acids. The record is from RefSeq and is a predicted model, not a curated record. The transcript has 3 exons. Lineage: Eukaryota; Fungi; Mucoromycota; Mucoromycetes; Mucorales; Rhizopodaceae. Gene Ontology annotation, biological process: mitotic spindle assembly checkpoint signaling; protein localization to kinetochore; meiotic spindle assembly checkpoint signaling. Gene Ontology annotation, molecular function: ATP binding; protein serine/threonine kinase activity; protein serine/threonine/tyrosine kinase activity. Gene Ontology annotation, cellular component: spindle; kinetochore; nucleus.